UUUUUACGCUGGACCCGCUUUUUUUAUCCGAACAGCAGAGCUUCAAAUCUUUCCUCGAUGUUAUCGAUCCUCACUAUACCUGCUGCAUUCCUAAUUUUAACAACCCCAAGCACUGCGUUUCUCGCCGAUUCCAUUUCCUCUGCUCCGCAAAUCCCUUUCAAGGAUCAACCUUUGCCUUCUCUCCUCAGGGUAUUUAUUUGAAGAUGGACUCGGUGAUCAUGUCCAAAUCCGUUUGCUCGACGCCGAAGGCACUGUUUCUCAGACCAACUCAAGGAAUUAGGAGUUCUAAAUGCAACUUUAUGGUUGGAAAUGCCCCAAAUUUUCAAAAAUUAUUCUUCUCCAGAAAGAAUUCCAUCUAUAUAAAUAAAAGAUCUAAAAAUUCUGGUGGAGCUCUCUGUACAAAAUGCCAGGAUGAGAAAAUCCUUGUGGCAAAUAGAGGUGAGAUUGCAGUUCGGGUCAUUAGGACUGCUCACGAGAUGGGGAUUCCAUGUGUAGCUGUACACUCUACAAUAGAUAAGGACGCUCUUCAUGUGAGGCUGGCAGAUGAAGCAGUAUGCAUUGGAGAAGCUCCAAGCAGUCAAUCGUACUUGUUCAUUCCAAAUGUUCUCUCUGCUGCUGUUAGCCAUGGGUGCACUAUGCUACAUCCGGGUUAUGGUUUUUUGGCUGAGAAUGCUCACUUUGUUGAUAUAUGUAAAGAGCAUGGAAUAAACUUUAUUGGUCCUAAUCCUGACAGCAUUCGCGUUAUGGGCGACAAGUCUACUGCCCGAGAAACGAUGAAGAAAGCGGGUGUUCCAACUGUUCCUGGCAGCGAUGGACUGCUGCAGUCCACUGAAGAAGCUAUCAAGCUUGCCCAUGAAAUCGGUUUUCCUGUCAUGAUCAAGGCAACUGCUGGUGGUGGAGGACGUGGAAUGCGAUUAGCUCUUGAGCCUGGUGAAUUCGUGAAAUUACUACAGCAAGCGAAGAGCGAAGCAGCAGCUGCAUUUGGAAAUGACGGUGUUUAUCUGGAAAAGUACAUUCAGAAUCCAAGGCACAUUGAGUUUCAGAUUCUUGCUGACAAGUAUGGAAAUGUUGUUCAUUUUGGAGAGCGUGAUUGCAGUAUUCAGAGAAGAAACCAGAAACUAUUAGAAGAAGCCCCUUCUCCUGCUUUGACCCCAGAACUCCGGAAAGCUAUGGGUGAUGCUGCGGUGGCAGCAGCUGCAUCCAUCGGCUAUAUUGGUGUUGGAACUGUGGAGUUUCUUUUGGACGAGAGAGGUUCGUUUUACUUCAUGGAAAUGAACACGAGGAUCCAGGUCGAGCACCCUGUUACUGAAAUGAUUUCCUCAACUGAUUUAAUUGAGGAACAAAUCCGUGUAGCUCUCGGGGAGAGGCUGACUUACAAACAGGAGGAUAUUAUUCUCAGAGGACAUUCGAUUGAGUGUCGCAUCAAUGCAGAGGAUCCCUUUAAAGGAUUUCGUCCAGGGCCAGGGAGAAUUUCAGCAUACCUUCCAUCUGGAGGUCCAUUUGUGAGAAUGGAUAGUCACAUUUAUCCAGAUUAUGUGGUGCCUCCUAGCUAUGACUCCCUACUUGGAAAGCUUAUUGUUUGGGCCCCAACCAGGGAUAAAGCAAUUGAACGAAUGAAAAGAGCUCUAAAUGACACCGUCAUCACCGGUGUCCCGACGACAAUUGAGUACCACAAGCUCAUCCUUGAUGUUGAGGACUUUAGAAUUGGAAAGGUAGAUACGGCAUUCAUACCUAAGCAUGAGAGCGAAUUGGCUGAGCCUCAAAAGAUGGUGCUGGCGAAGCCAACGAAAGAGAUUGCUGGUGUGAACUAGUUGGAUCUCAAGCAUCGCGCUUCCAUGUAUUCUCUAGUCUUAUUACUGCUUAUGCGUUAUGAUUACAAAGAUUUUUGACAUGAGAACAACCUUUAUCCAGGCUGCUUUUGUUUCCCCUUUUUAUCCUCUCAACUUGCACAUUCGUAGGACUUUCCCUUGAAAAUUAUGAAUGCAAUGAUCUAAUUAAUACUCAUGUACUGGAAGUGCUACAUCUAAUAAAUAAUUUGUUAUGCUGUUAUCUUUAUAAAA
Molecule: messenger RNA, 2060 nt
Organism: Dendrobium catenatum
Lineage: Eukaryota; Viridiplantae; Streptophyta; Magnoliopsida; Asparagales; Orchidaceae
Product: biotin carboxylase 2, chloroplastic
Exons: 17
Coding region: 204-1811 (535 amino acids)
Molecular function (GO): ligase activity; metal ion binding; ATP binding
Source: RefSeq, a predicted model, not a curated record